This is a messenger RNA of Gamsiella multidivaricata, 2930 nucleotides long. RefSeq lists its product as uncharacterized. NCBI's taxonomy places the organism in Eukaryota, Fungi, Mortierellomycota, Mortierellomycetes, Mortierellales, Mortierellaceae. The coding region runs from base 216 to 2834 and encodes 872 amino acids. Gene Ontology annotation, molecular function: ubiquitin protein ligase activity. The record is from RefSeq and is a predicted model, not a curated record. Gene Ontology annotation, cellular component: nucleus; HULC complex. The transcript has 8 exons.
CACCUUCACUGCCUGCCCAGUUUUGUUUACAUAUCCUCCUCUAACCAUCGGUGCAUGAACGCGUGCAGGCUGAACAAUCGUCCUCACCAUUGUCCAAGACCAGAUUGCCCGCUUGCACUUCUUGCUCAGAUCCUACCAGGAAGCAUCACUCAUUUUAACCUUGUCCCACCAAUAUCACCAUAAGUCCUUCGAAAGAUACAUAUUUCACUGCUUCUAUGGACGAUAGAGGCGACCGUAAGCGCAGGCUUACCGAGGAAGCAGGACAGCCCGCACAGGUGGCCGUCAACGGCACAUCGGCGCCUUUCACUCCUCCAGCCAACAAGCGACAAUUCACAGGGAGCGGUAGCUCAAGUCCGCUCAAUGCCGCCAAAGACGAAACAGAAAACAUGACAGCUGCUGAGGGCGUUCUUCUCAACUUCCAGAAAGAGGCUAUUUGGAGACAGAUUCAGGAAUACAAAAGAGAGGCGACAAGAGCGAAAGAGCGGAUACUCCAGCUAGAAGACAAGCAAACGGAUUGCGACACUCAGAUCAAUUCCAUUGAUUCUUACUGGAGCAAGUUGCUGGAUGACCUGAAAGCAAUGAUAUUGACCUCCAAAAUUACAGUGACUAGAGAGGAUAUGGUCUUGCAAGACGAAAAAAGUUUUGCCUCAUUACUUUCUCAAGGGAUGAAUUCUGAGCAACAGAACCAGGAGCCGGAGCAGGAACAGGAUAUCCGAGAGCUUACUGAAAUGGCCCUAAAGCCAUCAGUAGAGGAAGCUGCUUCGAGACGCACAAAGGAAAUCGCAUUAAAGUUGUUACGCAGAGUUGAAGAGUGGGCGGAGCAGCACAAUACCUUCUGGGACACCGUAUGGGAAUCAGACCCAUCUUUACAGCAAAGCAGCGAAAUCCAACAGUUGUCCGCACAACACAAUAUCAUCACACAACAAUUCAAGAAGGGACUGUCUGAUAUUGACCAUCUGCAGGCCAAGUGUCACCAGUUCGCAGACCACGUCAUGCGAUUGAAGAACGGCCUGGAGAUGACCCAAAACCGACUCAAGGAGACAGCGGAGGAGAUGGACGAGUCAACAGCACAGCUGAAACGUUUGGAGAGCAACAUCGAGCGCGAAAAGAAUGCGCUCGUAUCAUCAGGAUCCAACAGCACCGGAGUGUCAGAUGUUACCGUCCCUACUGCUCUUGCAUUGACUGAGAUGAGCGAAGCUUCGCGGGAGGAGCUACUGCAGUUCCGCAAACUUGCAGUUUCACGCUUGGAAGAACUGGAGGAGAUGAAAGGACAGAGGACACAGCUGAAGGAUGAGCUGGACAAGAUCCGUGCACAACUCAGCCAUCUUUCGGACGAGAAGACUCAGGAUUCGCAGUAUGUCAGAACUCUUUUGGUUCAAAUCCAGUCAGUCCGCCAUGACGCCGAUCACUGCCGUGGCGAAGUCUUGAGGUUGAGGUCGGAUCUGGAUGACCUUCGCACGAGCCGUCGCAGGUUCGUCGAUACAUUAGAAACCGAAGAGAAGAACCGAAGGGCUACGCUGGAAGCAGAAGUCAAGAAACUGGAGAAUGAUAUUACUCGUGUCAGGGACAGCCGUGAUCGCUUCCAGCAGAUGUAUGAGAAUCGCUGCACCAAGGACGACUAUGAGAUGCAGCAAAACCAGGAAAUUCGGAAGAUUGCCAACACGCGCAAGGACCGUAUCACCGCCCUUACCGCAGAGAUUCAGCGACUCCAAACAAUGCUGGCUACCAACUCUGACGACUGGAGCUCGUACGCCUUUUAUUUGAAGGGAUCCAAUGAUAAAACGACUCUGAUGGAUCUUCGAAACAAGCUUGGCGUGGCGGAGGAGCAAAUCAAGUCGAUCAGCAUCGAGCUGGAGUCAUCCAAGGAGACGGCAUUACAGGUUCGCGAUCUUGCAGCCGUAAACGCAUCUGAGAGCGAACUCAAACAACAAGUGGAAAUGCUGUCGACUAAACUGGCACAGCUGGACAGCCUGGUUGGAUCAAGGGCGGACGAGAAAAUCAAAGAGCUCGUGGCAACGAUUAUGACGAAGGAUCAGGCUAUCGAGCGCCUCGAGCUCAAGGUCCGAGCCCAUGAGGCAGUCCAAGCGCCGCUGCUGAACGAGCUGCAUACUGUUGCUAAUGCUUGGGGUCAGCUUGAGGAGGCCACGUCCCGCAAGGCCAUUGAUCUCGCGCAAAAGGAGGACCUAAUAUUUAAACUGCUUUCGGACAAGACCAGACAAGAACAAAAGUGCAAUAGUUUGAUCCGCGCCAAGGAGCAGAGUGCCAAUAUGACGGCGGUGAUGAAGCGACAGUCGGACAUGCAACUGGACCAGGUUCGAAGACUGGAGGAGCGGGAGAAGAACCUGAGCCAGCAAAUGGCCACGCUGGAGAAGGAGCAGACUGUACUCACGGGUGAGCUCACGGUCCAUAAGUCGAAACUACAAGAGUUUUCGCAGCACAACUCUAGCUUUAAGGAAAAGUAUGCCAAGCAGGAGGAGCGUUUGGUUGAGCUGCAGACACUGCUGAAGGAGAGGACGGACGCGUUUGAGAGUGAGUCAGCGUCACGGAAGCGGGCACAGGAGGAGUUUGAAACGAUGAAGCGCAAGAUCGAGGAGCAUGCCAAGAAGACUGAGGGAUCUUCAGGGGACUCUGAGGCGUCGAAGCAGGCGGCGCGGUACCUGAAGCUGCUCAAGUGUCCAGCGUGCGAUGUUAACUUCAAGUCGCAUGUGAUCUUGCGCUGCAUGCAUGUGUUCUGCAAGAGUUGCAUGGACAAGCGGAUGGAGUUGCGCCAGCGCAAGUGCCCGACCUGUCGCGAGAACUUUGGCGCCAAGGACGUGAAAGAGAUCUAUCUCUAAAUCAAGAAUUUAUUGUUAUAUUGUGUUUGUCAUUUCAUUCUGUUUGCUGGAUUUACAUCUUUCGGUAUCAUCCUCUCCACUUAUGUUUUGAUCCUU